AUGGUCUUGCUGACGAUGACCCCUUCCAUUGUGGAAGGAUUGCAACUGCUGGCCCAAGGUAUCCCAGAAGCAGAGCUGCUUCUAUUAUGUCAGCAAGAACCCUCAUUAGAGCAGCCAGCUGUUGGCAAUCCCAUUUCGCAUACCCAGGUCUCCGAUAUUUGGAGAGCCCUGAAGGCGGCGGGCCAUGAGGGCUACACUCUCGAAAGUCUUCUUAAGGGAUCACAGGUUUACGUACCACCGCCACCGCCGAAGCCAGAGCCGUCGGAAGAAUACAAGGCACUUAUGGCCCGUCUGCGCCGCGAACAAGAGGAACGAGAGUACCAACAGAUGAUCAACCCACAACCUCGUCUCGAGUCGUUUUCUCAGCGUUUCCCGAAUGCCCCAGCUCUCCAACAAAGCUUUGCGGCAGUCAACAAGCCCACUCGAGCGGAUGACGUCGGCGAUGAUGAUGUCACCUUCAAUGACGUCCACCGCCAACUGAUGCUCAUCCUCAACUUCAUAGUUAGCAUCUUCGGUGUCGCUGCGAGUCUCUGGAUCUUGGCCAGGUGGUGGAGCACCCCUGCCAGGCUUUUCCUGACGCUUGGAGGGAGCAUUCUGGUUGGUAUCGCAGAAGUUGCCUUAUAUUUAGGUUAUAUCUGGCAUCUUGGCCAAGAGAAGAAGAAAGAAGCAAAGGAAAAAGAAGUGAAAGAAGUCGUCCAGACCUGGACGGUCGGCCCUCAUGAUGCAGACAAACUUGUCGAAGUCAGCAGCUCGACCAAAGAACCAACAGAGACUUCAGCUCUCCGUAGACGCAAGAGCAAAGUUAACGAAUAA
This is a messenger RNA of Thermochaetoides thermophila DSM 1495, 813 nucleotides long. RefSeq lists its product as uncharacterized. Gene Ontology annotation, biological process: vacuolar proton-transporting V-type ATPase complex assembly. NCBI's taxonomy places the organism in Eukaryota, Fungi, Ascomycota, Sordariomycetes, Sordariales, Chaetomiaceae. Gene Ontology annotation, cellular component: endomembrane system. The coding region runs from base 1 to 813 and encodes 270 amino acids. The transcript is spliced from 2 exons. The record is from RefSeq and is a predicted model, not a curated record.